CAUCAGUGCGCCGGCGUCGCUGCCGAGGUGCACUACCGCUUAAUAUACUUCAGUUCAGUCGUAGCAGUACCCUAUGUGAGUAGAAGUAUUCAAAGAAUCAAUCAAGUCGUGAUUAUACAAGGCUGCGAAUACUUCAAAUAGGUAUACAUGAAACUGCAUUUAUUUUUCCCACGGCUAUAAAUCAUAAAGAGACGCACCGCUGUUGUUAGAUAGGGUUUUACAAUACUGCGUUAUAGACUUUCGAACUAAUCAUGUGGGCGGUGGAGCCCUUCAAAAGUACUGAGACAAACAGAAUACCAUACGAAUUUGUGGGAAUCCCGCAUGGUCCAUACAUGAGAGAAACAUCGUGCGACGACCGCCGAGCUUAACCGUAGCGCUACGGCGAGGGCGCGAGUGCGCGAGGGGAUACGAACCAGCACCGGGGGAGUGGCCCGCUGACGUCGCUAUUGGCUCCUCACACUACAAUAUUAUAGUCACAAGCGCCUCUUUACAGCGACUCACUAUCAAACUUCAAUGCGAGCCACACAGAUCAUAAUAGUUCUCGAGCAUAUCGUCACUGCGCGUCGAACACGCCAAUCAUUGGCUUGAAAUGUACGCGGAGAGUCGUAUUAUGGAAAUAUAAAUUGACCAACCGUAGAGCAAAUUCGGUUAGUUCGUUAAAGUUAAUUGAAGCCAUUUAACCGGGACGGAUACAAGGAUACGAACGGCGCGAGCGUUCGUCGAUCCCGAAACGUAGAUUAAAUGAAGGCAAAUUGUUUAUUACUGAAAUUAAUAAUUAGUCGGUGAGCAGAUCUCGGCUGGGCCGAGGCAAGCACGGGGCCGAGCAUCAGCGAGAUCUUCGCGACGGAGUCCAGCGAGGUGGGCGCGGAGGUAGCGGGCCCGCACCCGCCGCCACCCGACGGCUAUAUGUACGUGUGCGGGGAUGGAGCCCUAGGGCCGGCCGCUCGCUACGAGUGUGCCUUCGAACAAGCACCGGCUUCCAUGGAACAACCACCCUUUGACGAACAGAUGUUUACUGAUUUCGGAAAAGAUCGACACGUUCAGGUGGUCGUCGGAUCCGUUGGUGAACUCCAAUACAGGGAUGAUAUGCCAGUGUAUAGCGGAGGACCCGAUCAAAAACGAAAGGAGGAACCGUUACUACUUCAAACAGUAGAUUCAUCACCGGCAACUCAUCCACCUCCGCCGCCUCCUCCUACAUCAAAAAAGAGUGAUAAAAAGAAAAAUGAUAAUAAUGGAAUCAAGAAAAAAAAGACACGUACCACAUUUACUGCUUAUCAAUUAGAAGAAUUGGAACGAGCUUUCGAAAGAGCCCCUUACCCAGAUGUGUUCGCCAGAGAAGAAUUAGCUCUCAAGCUCAAUUUGUCCGAAUCACGUGUACAGGUUUGGUUCCAAAAUAGAAGAGCGAAAUGGCGCAAACGUGAACCACCACGAAAAACUGGUUAUAUUGGAUCUAGUUCACCCAGUUCUACCACAUUAGGAGGAGGGUUCUCCGGUAUCGGCAGUAAUCUACCAGCGUUUCCUCAAAACGGAAUUCCGGCUCCGGCAGACUCAUGGUCUUAUCAACAUUCCUAUGAGUUAUCGUCACAUCAUUUACUGUCCUCUAGCAGCAGUGGAUAUCCGGGAUUUAAUACUCAGCCAGCGUACACCUAUACAACAGUACUCAACGGUCACGAUGGACAAAUGUUCGCACCUAGGCACUCUUAUGAGUAUGGCGAAGGCAGUCCGCCGCCACUAGGGGUGAGAGAUUAUCCAAUGAUGGCGGCGCAUUCACCGCAAAUGGAAGCUCACGGUCAUGACGACAAACUUGAAUAUCGGGCUCAUGACCACGAAGACAAAUACAAUGCGUGCGCCCUACAAGAUGAGCCGCCGCGUUACGCAGGACCUCCUGAGGACUAUGAAAAAUGUGGUAUAGUGACCCAUGAGAAACACUACGAAAUGGAUCGUCACUCGGAGUUAUCACAGCCAGUGGUUGUUAAAAUGGAACCGAGUCCCAGCCAGGCCUACACCACCCUGCCCCCUUUUUUGAAUUGAAAUACUCCUUUUCGAAAUUCUCUCACCAAUAAAAUAGAUUAAUUUCGAAAAGGAGUAUUUAUUUAUUUUUGAUUUUAUGUUUGUCUUUUAGGGUGGUAAAGGUGUAGAUAGCUUUUUAGGAUAUUAAAUUUUACUAAUGUCUCUAGCUCUGUUUAUAAAGAUUAUAAUUUUAUUGAUAGAUAUUAUUAUAGAUACGGUUGAUUUAAGAGAAUUGUUUAGAGUGCAUUACCGUUUUUUUAUUAGCAUUUUAAGUUUUUUUUCGCCUAAUAAUCAUAUUGACUUUAUAUGGUCUAAACUCUACAGAUAUACCAAAGAAUGAAAGCGUGUUUGUUAAUAUCAUGUAAAAUUAAAUUUCAAUGUUAUAGGUGCCUAGGUAAAUUUUUAGGUUAAAUGAUUGAUAUGUUAUUAAAACCUAUUUUCGUAUAGGAAACUUCACUUCUUGUGCAUUCCUUGUGCCUUAAUGAUAAGAUUACAUUUGGAUAGUGUUAAAAUAUAUAUUGAAAGUUUUCUCAAUUUCUUUUAGGUAUGUACUUAGUUUGAUAGUUAGAAGAGAUUUUAAUUUCGAUCGUUAGCUUUUUUAUCUUAUUCUUAUCUUAUUAGUUAAUAUUACAUACAAUGAUUGAAUGACUACACUGAUUGCCAACUCAUCACAUUCGAAUAAUUAUAUUUUAAUAACGUAAAUUUCAACAAUCAACAGACGCGCGAAAUUUACGCGAUAAAAUGCAAGACGCUUCUUGGUAGUGGUAUUCGCGUUACAGUCUUUAUUUUAAAACGAGUAAAUAAUUUGGUUUAGUUUAGAAAAUUACUAGUGGUUUUCGUUUACAUUACGUAUACCUACUAGUUUUUUGCUGGUUUCGGAAUCGAUUCCCACAUACUAAGCUUAAGAAAACCUCUAGGGACUAUUCUGGCUUCGCCCUGAGCCGUGGGCGAGCUCACGGGGCUCAGCCUAAAAGGAAUUGAAAACAUCUGCCCUAGCAGGAGCAAUGUUCCACUGAAUCUACCAUCGGAACAAAAUCGGGAUCCACGGAGAAGAUCUGGCGAGAAACUUAGUGGGUUGUCAAUGGGUUGAUCGCUACCUUGUGAACGUCAGUAAUUGUAUGCAAAACAUUAAUUUGUUGAAAGUAUACGCGCAGAUCUUAUUGUACGUUGAUGUUAGUACGACAGUAACUUAACCAAAGAUGCUUGGCCAGUGCUAUCUAUUAGCGUUAACGUCUGUAGAAAACAAAAAAAUUUACAUGACUUACAUAAUUAUGCUCGCGAAGUCGCGUGGUCUAGCUACGCUAGUAGGUUGGCCCCUUUUAGCGAUAGCUACCACUGUAACAAAUUUCAUCAUAAUCCAAUGACUGCUUUAGGAACGCAGAGACGACUAACAUAUAAAAAGAAAAUGAAUUUUAUUUGUAAUAUAUAACUAGCAAACUAACUGGUAUCUUAAGUGUGAAAAUAUUAAGUUAUUUCUUUUUUAAUAUAAUAAAAUUAGGUAGGUACCUAAAUAUUUAUGUAGAAUAUAGAAAAAAGAAGUGAAUAGCAUGUGCCAAAGAAAAGAAAGAGUUAUAUUUAUAGCUUAUAGUGACAUUUAUUGUAAUAUUCGAUAAAUUAGUUAAUAUAGCAAAUAAGUAACCGGAUUAUACAAAGAUUUUGUUUUAAAUUUAAUGUAGGUUAGAAAUAUAUUUAAAUAUAUUAUACAUAGAUUGUAGAUGAUUAUAAUAUUUGAUACGAAAUUAAGUAGGUAGGUUUUUAUAUGAAUGUUUCUUUGAUAAAAUACUUUGACUAUAAUUUUUAGUGUUAAAUUUACAACACUUAUUCUGAUGAACAAUUUAGGUUACUUUAUUUGUUUUAUAUAUGAGGAAUAUAUAUUCCAAAAAUGGAUUCUUUUAAUACUUUUAAAAUUUAUACAAACCUAGUACAAGCGUUAAAAUGUUGAUAGCUUUCUUGUCUUUAGUCAGAGAUAAAGUAAAUGCCUAGUUAACUUUACUUCUAACUAAAAAAUAUACUUCCCUAAUCUACAAACACAAACUCUUUAUAUAAAGUCGUAUAGUGUGUUAAAAUUAUUAUAAUUAAAAUGGUGUUAAUUGUACAUUGUUUACAUAUUCGUCUACGACAAACAAAGCACAAUUAAUCACAUUGGCUUUUUUAAGAUGCAUUACAUUUUAAUAUUAUUCUUAGUUAGUUAGUAAGCUUCGAAAGCAAUAAGAUAAUUAUUUUUCCAUUUUUCAUACUGUGAAAGAAUUGUAAUACAAAUUUAAGAAAGUAAUAAA
Bombyx mori (domestic silkworm) is the source of this 4286-nucleotide messenger RNA. Its product is annotated as retinal homeobox protein Rx3. The transcript is spliced from 3 exons. The coding region runs from base 907 to 2031 and encodes 374 amino acids. The record is from RefSeq and is a predicted model, not a curated record. NCBI's taxonomy places the organism in Eukaryota, Metazoa, Arthropoda, Insecta, Lepidoptera, Bombycidae. Gene Ontology annotation, molecular function: DNA-binding transcription factor activity, RNA polymerase II-specific; RNA polymerase II transcription regulatory region sequence-specific DNA binding. Gene Ontology annotation, biological process: regulation of transcription by RNA polymerase II.